This is a messenger RNA of Lindgomyces ingoldianus, 3154 nucleotides long. RefSeq lists its product as uncharacterized. The record is from RefSeq and is a predicted model, not a curated record. The coding region runs from base 127 to 3063 and encodes 978 amino acids. The transcript is spliced from 2 exons. NCBI's taxonomy places the organism in Eukaryota, Fungi, Ascomycota, Dothideomycetes, Pleosporales, Lindgomycetaceae.
CUCCUCCCCUCCCCCUCGAUCCCCCUCCCCGCCCUCGCUGAGCAGCGGCUCCCGUUAUUCCAGUCUGGCUCGUCCGCACGCGCAGUCGAGCCGACCCCGGGAGACGGCAGCCGUCCACCGCGCCAUAUGGUCACAAAGUCCAGCAAAGGGCGACUCGCGGCGAACCAACACGACAAGCGACAUGAGAGCGGCCUCGCGGCUCCAGGAAAGCGCAUCCACAAGCAGAAGAGCAACCCGCAACUCAACGGACACGCCAAUGGGAAACCCCAUCCGCCCACGCCGCCGCUCUCCCAGGAGCAUGUAAACCAGCAUAUGACGCAGCCGGCUACGCUCCAGGACUCAGUUCAUGGCCUCCCCGCAGCCUCAAGCAUGGCCGGCAUCGCGCCUGCGAGGUCUCAACUCGAUGACAGGGCCCGCGCCGCUUCUGACGUCUCCCUCGAUGGCCUCGAGGCCUGCCGCCAGUACGACAAUGGUCGCCCCCUCGAUCACGCAGUCCCUACCACCCCCCGUCGGGUCGACGCCAAUGCCUCCAAGUCGGCCUCCUAUGCGAGCAACAUGCUAACCGUAGCCACUACCAUUCUCUCGUCUUGUCCUCUGCGAGACGUCCUCGCCAUUCUCAUACUCCUCCUCCAACUACCCCCUACCGUCCUCACCAUCGUCCAAUUCCUGUUUGCAACACUCACCUUCGUCCCACCCCAGGCCGGAACUCCCCUCUCAGCCCUCUCCGCCUUCCCCUCAUUCACCGACAUAUUCCAGGGUUCCGGCGGCACCCCCUCGCUCUUCACCAUCAUCUUCGCCGACGCCUUCAUACUCGUGGUUUGGCUCGUGCUCUGGGUCCCUGUGCAGAACUUCUUCUUGGAUCUUGCCCAGGCCGUUAUUGCCAUAGCGUUAGGGGGUGCCGCAGCCGGCAAAAAUGGGACCACGAACAGCAUCUUCAUCUGUUUCGUCAUCAUUCUUUCCAACCACCUCUUCCGAUUCAGGCCUCUCCGGCAACACAUUGUCCAUUUCCUAUGGACUGGGCUCGCCCGGGGAGGCCUUGAUUUUUUGACGAGCCCACCUUCCACUCCUUCCUACAACGAAAGUUUCUCGACGCCCCACGGUUGGCCACGAAGCGUGUUGGGUAUUCACAUUUUGGCUCAAGGUGUUGUUCGCAUCAUUCGGCGUUCUCUUUCUAGGCGGGAGGUAGCGCAAUCGCUCCCAACGGGCAAAAAGACUGACCCUGAAGCCGCCGUCCACCUUCUUCGCACUAACUCGGCCAGUAUCGAUACGAAUGCGGACAUGCCAAGUUCUUCGAGUACCGACGGCCGCCCCCCUGGGCCGUCACCCGCAGCGCAUUCUUCCAAGGACAAGGCGAGUAGUAGCAGGAGGAAGAGGAAGCAGGCAACGCUUGUCAGGAGCCAUCAACCGUUUUGGGCUGCCCUGGCGAGCACAAAAGUUACAGUUUUAAAAGAGAUGGAGAGUAGCCGAGCAGCCAACGACGCUGGGGAGGCUAAUGCAAAAGAUGCAAAUCACAUUGGAAAUGCUGUUUGGAGAUCGGAAGACGACCGAGUUUGGAUUUCAGAAGUUGGCCACACGGACAUUUCUUUCCGCGUCAGUUUGUACAACGGGGAGGAUUUUGAUGGUUCGCGGGUCGAGCAAAAUGGGCACGCUGGGUCUGGCAUCGACAAGUCGAAGCCUUUUUACAUUCGUGUGAACGGUGCAGAUUGGAGCUCUACCCGGAUUCGGCAGGGAACUUCGCUUGAGUAUUUGGGAGAAGAGGGAACAGGCAUGUGGGUUGGAGAAAUUUUUGGUCUGACGGCUCUUUCCAACUACUAUUGCGAGUUUGUUAGAACCUCGGACGGUGAAGUCUUCUAUUCUACAAGCCUUAUUACCUCAACGGGUCCCAUUGACGAGCAAGCCUCUGUUGCUUCUCCUCCUGCCCAUCAAACUUUACGCCCUUCUUCACCUACGACUACUCUGCGCAACUCGAUCGCCGCCGCCGAUCUGAAACUCCAGGACCUCCGCGGUCGCCUGAAGCGGAAUCGCAAGGAUCACAAAGCCGCCAUCACCGCCAUCAAGAAAGAGGUGGAUACUCUCAGUAACCGCGUUGCAAAUGCUGGAGGUAACGAUGAACGCCAACGCCAAAGGGUUCUUCAAUUUAACCAAAACAUCCGCCAGGCCGAGGACGCUGCUGCCGAUUUCGCCAUCAAAGCUGAAGAGCUAGGAGAGAUUCCGGAGGAUGAGGCAGAUGAUGCGGCUUCUAAGAAGCGGGAAUGGCAAAAGGAAAGAGAGCACAAGAAAACUGUCUUUGCCGAAUUUGAGAACGCUAAAAUGGAGGCAGACCGUCAAGUCUCCAGCAUUGAGUCUGAUAUUGCCGCCGUCAUGCAGAAGAGGGAGCGUCUUCAGCAAAGGCAAACAAGACUCAAUGAGCAACACGAACGUCUCAUCACUGCCAACAAGGAGGGAUUCUCUGCCAAGCAGCGCAAGCAACAGGAACGUCUUGCACUGAUUCAAGAGAGGACGAACAUUGAGAACCAGUACCGCUCUAACAUCAACAGCUAUGAGCGCCGUACUGCCGAAUAUCACCUCUCUACCCAGCAAAUCGUGCAGACGAUCCAGCACUACGAGGCCCUUCUCCUACAGCAAUCCCAACAACAACCCUCGGUUCCUACAACUCCUGAAGGGCCCCUUCCAGGGACUACCACUAGCAUGUCUCCUCACGCGAACGCUUUCACCAGCUUCACAUUCCCCUCACUCUCUGCCCAGGUCAACGGUACUCCCGGCUCGCUCCGUGGCGGACGUGGCCGUUCUUCCUCCAUGUUGUCGAAUAUCUCGGGCUUCACCGACAGCUUCGACGAACUUGCUUCUCCUUCUGGACCUGUUCUCAGUAACCCGUUCCACGCGGCUCUGUUACUGAAUGGAAGGAAGGGAAGUAACGGCAGUGGAACCGGUAGUUCGGGAAGCUCCAGCCAGGGCUCGUCACAAAGAGAUCCAAUGUCUCCUGUGCCGGCUGUCAAACCGGUUAUUAGUAGGAGUCCGACGGGUGGCAGUUUGGGAUUGGCGAGCGUAGUAGGUGGUUGCUAGGUGGUGGGUUUUGGACUUUGCAGUUCGAGUUCAAGUGGCUAGGUCGAUCCCAUAGCUUUCCAAUGUGAUUUUUGUUUUUCUUUUGGUGGUA